This is a messenger RNA of Cuscuta campestris, 2050 nucleotides long. NCBI's taxonomy places the organism in Eukaryota, Viridiplantae, Streptophyta, Magnoliopsida, Solanales, Convolvulaceae. The record is from the annotation of a GenBank genome assembly.
CUAAAGGAUCAUCAAGAGGCAUAUAAUUUUUUGAUUGAGGUCAUACAAAAUGUAAGUAUUGAAGGUGGGAGUGAGGGUAGACGGGGACGAGGUAGAGCAUGAGAUGGGUCAUUCGGCUUCAAGGGUUGCCACCCUUCCCGUGCACUGCCUCUUCCCUGGCUUUCCUUUUCCCUACUCUUUUCACAUAUUCGUUUUAUAGCUGGGUUCUACAGCCACUCAAAAGGAGUGGUCACAGAGGACAAUGUCCCAAUUUGGGACACCUAUAAUGCUUCGUUCGUAAAAUUGAUAGUUCUUAUCUCCCCCAUCUCGGCCCCAACCCAACCCUCAACCACGUUUGAUUACACUUCGCAAGUUUAAUUGACUUUGAAGUCAACAUAACUUACGAGGUGCAAUUGACGCGAUCGGGGAGAUAGGUUGGGGUUGGGAUUGGAUGGGUGGGGGGGGAUUAUUGGAGGGUUAGACGGAAACCAACCAAUCAACUACCGUCUUCUUCCCUCCCCGGCUCUCCGUGCGGCCCCCGAAACCCUAAUUUUCGCUCUCCCCGCCCCGGAUGCGAUUCGUCGGAACCCUACCGCCGUUCGCCAAAUCGUUCAUAGAAAAGGGAAGGAAAUCCAUUGCUUGAUGGCGAUUUCUGAAACCUAAGCCUGUUUAUGGAUGAAUGCGAUCGCAAUUUCCGAGUGUUCGAUCUUCGUAUAGAGCGAUAGAAGCGAGAUGAUGAGACAAGAGUUUUCAUCUAACGGCGCCGUCGCCGCCUUCUCUAGCACCACCGUAUGCGACCGUUGCAGGAAGGCGGAGCGGCUUGUGCUCCACGGCGUCCGCCACGAGGGCCAUCUCAUGAAGGUCUGCAGCACCUGCGUCCUCCAACUCCACCCACAGUUCUUCUGCCCCACCUGCUUCACCGUCUACAUACCUUCCCAGCCUCGUUCAUUUCAAAAAGACGUCGUCAGCUGCGUCGAUUGUCACUCCAACUCCCACACCCAGUGCGUGGGCCACACCCCACCCAACCCUUACCGAUGCCCCCUAUGCGUUUCCCCUGAUUCCGAUGUAUUCACCCUUAGGAAAGUCCCUAAUGCGGAUGGUAAGACUGGGAGUAGUGACCACUGUAGGGUCAUUGAUAAAAGUGCGGCAAGGAUUUUAUUUGCUGCAUCUAGGAUUGCGGCAACUUCGAUGAGUGCUGCAGCCGCUUCGGCCAGAGAUAAUGCAGAGAAGAAAGUAAAGGAAGCGGCCUUUUCUAGGAAACGCGCCAGGGAGGCACUGGAACAUGUUUCCUACAUGGCUGCUGCUGAGGAGAGGAUGAGGAGGAAUGAGGUUUUGUUGGUUCAGAGGGGAAUAAUGGGUGGCAUUGGAAGCAAUAGUGUGGCGGUGAGGAAUCGAGUGGAGAAUAUGGACAAUGUUGAUAAAUCUAGUGAGGUUGUGGCAGCUUUGAAUAAGGAACUGGCGGAAGUGCAAUUUCCGAAUAACAUUGUUCACAUGGAUAUAGAGGAUGAGGGGUUGAGUGUGGCUCCUGAUUCCCUUACUGGGCUACCAAUUGUUCAGAAUCACAAAGAUAGUCAUGAGAAUGGAAUGGCUGAGGAUAUUGCUGAGUUUGAUAUUGCUAAUGAUCAAGAAGUGAGUAUUAAUAUUAUUGGAGUGGGUUCUUUACCUGCUCAAGAGGAGCAAGAUCAGCAAAACAGAUUGAUUCUUGCCGCGGAACAGAACAAUGUUAAUCUAAGUACAGUUUGAUGGUGCUUUAUGGCAAAGGCUUCUCUUUGCAUGAGGCUAGUUUUUUUGGACCUUGAUAGGGAUGAGAAGUGCAUAAGUUUUGUGAGUUGGGGGAUUCUUGUUAUUAGUAAAGCCUUUUCUUAAUGCUAGAGUGUAGUUCUAUGUAGAAAUUUCAAGAGCUUGUGUUGUACUUAUGUAGUUAUGUACGUAGUAUGAUAUUUCUAGAUGCAUUGAUUUCUGAUGCUUUACUGAAGUGUAGAAACAAGUCAACAACUAGGAAUAUUUCUAUGACAAAAUUCCUUUACAAUUUUAUUUAUAUAAUUAUAUGUCUAGACAUCUGAAUGUUAAU